AUGGCUGAGUGUGACGGCAUCUUUGAUGUCUCAGCAGGUGUUAGGAUUGACACAGACCUCCGCCUUCGCCUUACUCUGCAAAAAACAAUCCAAGUCAUAGAAUCGUUUACCUUCGAUGCGACCUCAUGUGGAGAAACCAAGGAAUGUUUCAUAUACAAGGAUGGCCUGGCUUUCUCCUACCAUGUAGUCUCACCAAGCUUCAUUGACAUAGAAUUGAAGUCGCAGGCAAACGAUACAGAUCGAUUUGUUGCUGUCACAUUCGCUAACGAUGGCAGAACGCCAUCAAUCGAAUGUUCAGCUGUCAAUGGGCAGCCACCUACCCUCCAGGUUCCAGGUGUAGAUGACACUCUAGAAAAUCUACAAAAACCUGGGAUUUCCGCGUUUCGAGAGCUGUAUUUCACCAAUGUGACGGCAUCAUUGCAGAAUGACACUCUGUACUGUAGUGGACGGGUACUUGUUACAGCACAAAAUAAUCCAGAGUUCUUGACCUACAACCCAUCAAGGAACUAUGUGAUUACGCUCGAAUCUGGUAUCAUCAACGGAGCAAUCUUGAUGGUUCUUUCAUGGCUAUUUUUCGUUCCGACCGCUGUGCUGUUCGCUCGAUUUCUCAGGGAUUUCUGGUCUGGCACGAAACCGGGAGGCCUAUGCGUCUGGUACCACGCACAUCGUACUUGCAACUUCAUUGCAGUUGUUCUAAUGAUCGCUUCAUUCAUUUGCAUUAUGAUAUCCAAAGGCUGGACAUGGACUGGGCCAGGAUCUAAAAGUAAAUACUAUACAAAGGUUCACACAUUAACAGGACUAUUAGCUUUGAUACUGGCCUGGUUACAGCCAUUGAUCAGCCUUGUGAGAUGUUCUCCGAGUGAUCGCCGUCGACCACUGUUCAACUGGGUGCAUCGUCUGAUUGCAGUUGUCGCUUUUGCGCUAGCAACGACAGCCUUCGCUGUGGCGGCGUUGGAGUUCCGUAUAUGGCCCCAGCACAUGCUUCAGUUAGUACUUGUGCUUUCACCAGCCUUGCUUCUGAUUGCACUCACCGUAACGUUUUUCCUCGUGGAAAACGUCAUCGACUUUGAUGAGGCCAGUUACGCUUCGAUCCAGUCUAUCCGGUUUUCGAUAAUUUUCUGGACCAUCGGCAUCCUGUUGGGACUUUGUAUAUGGAUGACAGUGCUAUUGGCCAAUGGCUAUCCUAAUUGA
Molecule: messenger RNA, 1191 nt
Organism: Haemonchus placei
Lineage: Eukaryota; Metazoa; Nematoda; Chromadorea; Rhabditida; Trichostrongylidae
Source: the annotation of a GenBank genome assembly